UUUCUUAUCUUUUCAUAUAUCUGAAUAUCUCGUGCCUUGCAUACAUGUGUUAAUAACUACGUAAUAGAAGCAAGAUAUAUAAUGUAAUGGCGUGCGCGUUUUAGCGCACCGUUGGUUGGCCGAGCAGGUUUAGCCAAUCAGCAACGUGUAUUCAUGAUAAGCUGCAAAGAUAGAUCAAUGAAUGUAUAAAUAGGCGCCAUUUGCGGUGUUUGGAAUCAGAGAAAGAGAGACAGAGGAGGAAAUAGACAGGCAUCCCUAGGUAGAGACAAAAAUAUCACCAGUUCAAGCUUGAAGACUACUCGAGUUACCUUAAAGAACAACAGAACUCACACUCAAAGAGGUCUUAACUUUCGAUCAGUUUAGAAUUUGUAUUUCUUUCUCACGUCAAGUUUAGGCAGAGCAACGUAACAACAAAAUCUUGUGUUUGUCAUGGUAGACAUUUAGAAUGCUGCAAAACGAAGUUUUAGGCAUAUAAAUUAUUUUCAUCAUCUUCGAGAUGUUUUAUACUAUUUGAUAGUAUAAAACUAUCGCAGAGACCAAAAGACAUUCAUUCUUAUUCUAAAGUUCAUGGCUUUUAAGUCAACAAUCGUGUAAUUGCCUGGAAGCAUAAAGAAAAAAUUGUUUGCCUUCCAAAGACAUUCACAAUCUGACAACAAUGGCAUACUUCCUGCGUAGUAUGAUCUUCAAUGUAAUCAUUACUAGCGUUUUGUUGGCUCUUUUCAUCGGUACAGUGCCCUCUCAAACAGCCAAUGCAUACGACGAGGUCAAACAGUGGCACAAUGAACUGUUAGAUGACCCAGACACCACAUACCAGCACAUCGAAUCCGCAGGUAAGAACGACGAGAAGAGAAAUGCCUUUAACGAUAAGCUUCGUGGAUUGCGUCGACUGAGCAGGAUCAUCGACUCUCUCGGUUUUGAAAGCGAUAUCCGCCCCGCCAAGAAAAGCCCCGAGAUCGUUGACAAGCUUGACAAUGCAAAUGGGAAUGGUGGACGGCAGAUCGUAUCAUCGGGCCAUAUUAUCAACCAGAACUCUGGUGUUAUCGAUGACGCAAUCCCCCUCGUUGGCGAUGGUUUGAGGAACGUGGCGUCACCUCAGGAUAUGGAUGGACGACAGACACCCAGUGAUCAACAAGAAGGAUGGAAGCUAAAGUCUCGGGUAACUACCAACGCAGACGAACCGAAGGAGACAGGUGUGCCGAAGAGGAGUGCGUUGGGACUUGAAGCAUUCAGGCAGAAGAGCAGAGAAAGCAGGAGAAGGUGGGGUGGCAAGGCAUCUCGUCCGCAACCAUUCCGUAUUGGGCUGUUUGGGAAGAGAGAUGCCGCAGAAACUCUCGGAAUGAUUAACACGAGCGAUCUCGCCGAUAUCAUUGCUGAAAUGCUUAACGGCGAUCCUAACAAGAGCCAGACCGACUGAAAAGAUUUGAAGAUAAGAUGAGAUAUGGAAUGCAUCGUCAGUAUCCAUGGAGACCAGUGUACAUUGCUGCAUGUUGGUAUCCAUGCUUUAACUCAAUGGGACACUGUGGACAUGUUGACUCCAUGCUUACUGAGUAAUGUUAGUGUUAAUCACAGCAUAAACACUGUACAUAUGUUUAUCGUAAUUUAGAAAUUUGUCAGUAAAGUUAAUUUUGAGCGAUAAAUAUAUCCUAAUACAAAAUGAUAUUGCUUAUUGACUGCCUAAAGGCUACAUUCAAUGAGAUGAUGAUUAAAUGUAAAGAUAUCACUGUGAUUAAAAGUAGUACCCGUAGCCGCAUAAUAGCACAUUUAUUGUUGUAUACAGCUUUGGCGUUAACCCUUACUGUACUGGGCUAUU
Molecule: messenger RNA, 1810 nt
Organism: Strongylocentrotus purpuratus (purple sea urchin)
Lineage: Eukaryota; Metazoa; Echinodermata; Echinoidea; Camarodonta; Strongylocentrotidae
Exons: 2
Coding region: 656-1414 (252 amino acids)
Source: RefSeq, a predicted model, not a curated record